ACAUUUUGCACUCUCACUGCAAGGGAAGAAUUGGAGUGAGACUAGGCCGCCUUCCAGAAAGGUUUCCGCUACCACUCUUGGAUGUGCAUCCCGCCGCUGCAUCGCACGUUCAAAGGUCAGCAGGAGCGUCUGUGGCUAUAUAGCCUCCGGGGAUUUGAUCAUGAGCCAAGGAAGACACUAGCUGCCAUAGAAGAGAAGCCUUCAGUUGAAAGUUGACUCUCCGGCACCAGUGCAAAAAAGAUGACGUGCUGGAGGACAGAGAUAGUGAUACCGCUUCUAGCGGUAACGUUCUUAGCGGGGAGUGCAAUCCACGUCAAGGUACCGUUCAAGUACCACAACUACGACACCAUGACGGCCAUGCUUUUGAAUAUGACGGCUUCCAGACCGGAUUUGGCGACGCUGUACUCAGUCGGCAAGUCCAUCCACGGUCGAGAGCUGUGGGCAGUGAUGCUGACUUCAGUGUCCACAAGCGGAGUUCUCCUCAAGCCUUCCAUGAAAUACGUGGCUAAUAUGCACGGCAACGAGGCCGUAGGUCGCGAACUGAUGAUCCACCUCAUUUCUCAUCUCUUGAACAACUACGACAACGACCAUAGGAUUAAAUGGCUUCUGGACCACACAAACAUCCACAUUAUGCCGAGCAUGAACCCUGAUGGAAUGUCAGUCUCUAUUGAAGGACAGUGCGCUGGACUACGAGGAAGAUACAACGGCGCAGGCGCGGACCUGAACCGUAACUUCCCAGAGUACGGCCUGAAGGUGAACAGCAGGGAACAGCCUGAAACGAGCGCCAUUCGCAAAUGGAUCGACACAUUCCAGUUCGUUCUCUCCGGGAACCUCCACGGUGGCGCCAUGUUGGUUCGAUAUCCAUUCGACAGCGACUAUACACCAGGAGCAGUCGGUUCUAAAACGCCGGACGACGACGUGUUCAAGUAUUUGGCCAAGACGUACUCUUUCAACCAUCCCACGAUGCCGCGCUUCUCGUGCGAGAGACAACUGUACCGGGACGGCAUCGUCAACGGAGCCAAGUGGUACCCUUUCAAAGGAAGCAUGCCAGAUUACACUUAUCUGGAAGCCGGAAGCAUGGAGCUUACUAUCGAGCUGUCCUGCUGCAAAUUCCCCCCUGCUUACCAACUUCAAGGAUACUGGAACGACAACGUCAAGUCCCUCCUGAGGUUCAUGGAAGAGUCGCACAGAGGGGUUCGUGGAAUCGUCAGCAACGACAUCGGAGAGCCCAUUCCAGCAGCACGGUUGAUGAUCAAAGAUAGAUACAUGCCAUUUAAGUCAACACCAAAUGGAGAAUAUUGGCGCAUACUUCUGCCUGGAAGCUAUGUCCUCAUGGUCUCAGCGCCGGAGCACAACGACAUCGAAGUGCCGUUCGACAUCGUGGACGGAAGAACCACCGUCGUGAACGUCACCCUCACCCGGCGCGUGCUGCAAGACCCAUACGACGCCCAGCUCUACAAUCCCGGCUUAAAGAACAACGCCGAACUGGCCCCCCUCACGGCGGAAGACACCGACACGGGCAACGAUCUUCCGCCUGCGUCGUCGCACCAUGCUCUUAACGGAGGUCACGAUGCCGCCACUAGUCCCGAAGAAACUGGAACACGGUCCUCACGGAGUCCAGAAGUCCCUCGCCCGGAGGAACAAGCGGGGCUGUCAGUUGCCAAUUACUACUAUGCCCUGUACAAGGCGAUGCGAGAUUUGAAACUCGCAAACACUGACUACCGUCAAAACGAUCCAGAGUUCCAACGCAGGUCUCUCGAUGGGGAGGUCCCGAAAGAGCAGACGCAGUCGAGCGAAGCACUUCGAGACAAGGAGACCAAUCCUAGUAAGGAGGCAGUGAUCAGCGGGCAGCCUGCGACUACGUCAGCGCCAACACAGACACCGUUGAUGGUACCAAGUGAUGUCUUCGCUUACAACAGGGUACCACAAGUUCCAGCCCGGGAGCAUGCCACGCUAUCACAAACUACAAAUGCUGCGCAUAUUUAUAAUGUUCCGACAUCCACGGCUCCGGUUACGACAGAAUCACCGGUGUCUUACUCUACAAAACCGCAUUUCAUACCCUCUACUCACUAUAACCCUAAUGCUCCUUCGUCUGACGUUGUACGCCCUAGCACACCCCCGUACGCAACAACUAGCCAACAGGGCGCCGCUGAUCUCAACAUUCUGUCUAGCGUUUCACGUCUGACGUAUAACGCCCAGGAGCCAUCUUCAGGCCUACACAACUCUCACUCAAAGCGUCUACCAGCUCGCACAACACCCGAACCAACAAAGCCACCACAGACAACCUUGUACGGGGCCCCGAAACGCUACGAUUAUGCAGUAGGCCAGUUACGGUCGCUAUCUCAGGCUCCACAACAGACCACCACAACCAAUGUUCAAGAGCAUCAGAAAGACGCCCCUGUUACGCCGCCUUCAACUUUUGCAAGUCACGCUGGGCAGGACGCGGGUUACACUCAAACGACAUUCGGUUACGGUAACCAGGCGCCACACGGCACCACGGCGGGCAUCGCAGUUGUCCCGCACGCUGACUCACACGCAUUAAAGUCCAACCCUUCAGACGAGAAAUCUCAAGACCGUCAACUGGUCACUACUGAACCGAGCACGCCCGCACAGACUCACGCACAGGAGCUGAGUACUAGUCACAUUUACCAACACUCAGAUAUAAUCACCCCUGAAGAAAUUCAGGCAACUCUCAAGGGUACGGAUGCUGGCACAACCGUCACAAGCUCGCCAGCAAGCUCACCAGUUCUUCAUACGACGAAGGACAGUCAGACUCACCACAGCACACAUUCACUGCCAACAACACCAAGCGUUUUAGCGGAAACAACAACAACUACAGCAUCAGUGGGCGCAGUGACUGGUCAUGAAUCGACUACAGCACUACCUCGAGACCAGACAACCACCACUACAAAGCCUCCUGUGGGCUUACUAAAAAAUUUUCAUAUCGUAUACAACCCUCCAUCUACCAACAUUACUUCGGCCUAUCCGCAGAUCUACUCUUCGCACCUCCACCUUCAACCCUUAAAGCCUCCAGCACCUCCCGCCGCUACAGCAAGCCCUGUAAGGCGUCCAUUAUACAUACCAGAGAGCGUCUUUGGUAACCGGCCUACGGGGUACCCUUACGCUACAUCGCUUCCUCAACAUUUAGCACCAAGUGUUCAACAGCAAUACAGACAACAGGUACCUCCCCGGUUACCGGGAAUUCAUAACAGCUUCGCACAUCCCGGGCUUCAACCGCAGCCGGGGCUUCAACCGCAGCCGGGGCUUCAACCGCAGCCGGGGCUUCGACCGCAGCCGGUGCAACCACAAGUGGCUCCCGCCCCUCAAAGGACUCUCAGCCGUGCUCCACAGUAUUAUCAACCCAUAAACGUGCAACCAUUCAGUGCUACUCCAUCACCCCCCACUGCAGAUACGGCGUCGACAACACCGAUACCGGACGAGCCUUGUUGUUUCAAAGGGCCAAAUUCCAGGUUUGUCUUUAGGCUCGGCAAGACCAACUGAUCAGGGACCACAAGUCUUCUGUGGGAAAAUGACUUCCAGCACCACUAGCUUUUUUGACUUCAAAGCGACAUCUCGAAACUUAUGCGGCAACGAUCGAGCAUUCUGCGGAGAGGAGGAAAUAUUCGUCAUCCAUAAGGAAAAAGAGCUAUCCGAUGGAGUUUCAAGGCCGCGUUUUGGUGAUGCUAUCUAUCGGAACAUUACCUUUAUUCGGGCACUCCGUGUCGGUGGCUAUGUGACAUGCGUUUAUAUACGAAGUUCCCCCUUUGCCUGACUGUAAGUCGAAGAGGCAGAGGUCCUUGUCCACGUUCCAAUAUGUUUAGCGACGUACAACCUCGAAAACUCGCCUGUGCAUCCUGUGUUUAGAUACCAUGUGCUGGUAAUUUAUGAAAGAAGUUGACGUCUGCGUUCUCCGAAACGAGUACUCGGAAGUCUGUGCUGCACUCAAUCCGUCGUGGAGGAAGCGCAGAACCAAGGGCUUCGGCAUCUCGUUUAUGAUGUCUUCCGUUCUUCACCGACUUUCUUGUGUUUCUGUCAUGAUUUUCGAGCAAGCAGUGCGUUGCUCUACGUUCUCUCUCUUCUUUUAAUUUUUUUUAAAUUUACAAGUGUUGACGUUAUUCGUUACGCGUCGCGAUGAGCCCGUGGAACAGACAACAGUCUACAACACAUAAGUUAAAAUACACCAAGAGAGUGAGCCGUUGUGAAGGAGGAGUACGUGAAUAUGCAAUAAAUAAACAGCAGUUGGGUGUGUA
Molecule: messenger RNA, 4250 nt
Organism: Ornithodoros turicata
Lineage: Eukaryota; Metazoa; Arthropoda; Arachnida; Ixodida; Argasidae
Product: mucin-2-like
Exons: 9
Coding region: 241-3501 (1086 amino acids)
Biological process (GO): protein processing; peptide metabolic process
Molecular function (GO): metallocarboxypeptidase activity; zinc ion binding
Source: RefSeq, a predicted model, not a curated record